AGAGUUCAAGCGACAGGUGUGGCGUCAGGUAUCGAGUGGGCGCCUCGGCAGCAGCCACCAGAAUCCGGGUCCCCAAACUACUUGCCAUAAAUUCACGAAUAAUAAUUAGCAAUCGGUGCACUAAAGGCGUAAACAAAAUUAAAAGAUAAAUAGUUGAUCGGCUCCGAGCGAGGCUAAGCGUGCGCAGCUGCAAUUCGUUUCAGCCACCCUGCCGCAACACGGAUAAAACCAAACCCGUGCGAGGAACGCUCAACGAAGUCGGUGUAAAAGUGCGUGGUAAGAGCCGCUCGGUUUCCUGCAAGAAAUACGCGACGCACGGAGUCCGAAACUCGCUCAAAUAAUCAGAAAGAGUUUGAGGACCAGAUCGGUGCGAAGUUGAGCCGCAAACGGGCGCAAUAAGGGGCUGAAAUCCGGCGAGUUUUUGCGCGCAGCGUGUGCGUUUUCCCGGCAAACAGUGCAGUGCCAAAAUGAAUUCGAUUAAGAACCGAGACCGCAUUCUCGAGGCGAUUGACCAGCUCCGGCGCCGCAAAGCGCGCCCCGAUAUCCAGCGGAUUUGCAAUUAUCUGUUCCGGCGCUUUUCCAUAAGUUCGGUGGAGGCCCGCUCCGACUUGCAAUGGUGCGUGGAGAACGACAUCGUGCUCAAAGUGGAGUACAAAGGGAGUAUCAGUUACAGAAACGCAGCGAAAAAGUACUCGCAUGUCAAACGUGACAAUCAGAGUGAUAAUAGCGCUGACAACAAAGCCAACCGGAAGUUCGCACAACUCCUUACGAACGCCUUCGGCGAGCUGGUCGUCCACGAACCCGAUUACCUGGACUACGGAGUACCCGCCGAAGAGAUCAUCAACAACAUCCUCUCCAAGGAUAGUGUGAGAUACACGAAAAAGUACAUCUUAAUACUCAUCGAAAAAGAAGUCGAGAACGGAGGACUCAUCAAAAUGGAAAAUGACAGGUACCUCAUGGGACCGACUAAGGAGGAGGGGCGGAAGACAGACGAUAUGGACAACAAUAGGGGCGCAAACGGGGAAAUAAAGGACGGCGAUACGCACUCUCAGGAUUUAGUCAUUAAUGUCAAACCAAGGAAAAGGCCUGGACCCAAACCUGGACCCAAAAAAGAAAAAUCCGAAAGUAUGGAUUCGGAUGAAAAAAAAUCGGACACGGGGAGUUUGCGAGUAGGGGGACGGCGAAAGAGAGCCAAGAAAGUCUUUGACCCGUCUGACACGCACGUCCCUAAGAAACGCGGACGACCAGCAGGUUCUUUGAAUAAAUCAACAAUUGAGAAACAAUUAGCAAAAUUAAGUGAUGAAUCCAGGCCAGAAUCACGUACUUCAAACAGUGGGAGAGAACAGGGUGGAGUUUGUUCAGUUUGUCAUCUACAAAAUAAAAGAGGACCUAAUGAUCGCAUGGUGGCUUGUAGGGAAUGUAGUAAUAAAGCUCAUUACAGUUGUUUAAAUGGGGACGAUAUGAUGCUAAGGAUGUAUCCAGAUAACACCUGGCAAUGUCCACAUUGUAAAACUUGUGUUAUUUGUUUUGAAACGUCAGAUGCAGGUAAUUUAACAGUUUGCGCUGUCUGCGCUGAUGCUUACCAUGCAGGAUGCCACCAACCGCGCAUUCAUGAGAAAUUUAAACCACCGGCGAAAUGGCUUUGCAUCAAUUGCGAAAUGCCCGAGGAAUUGAAAAUCAAUGAAAUUCAGUCUAACAUAAGUAGUUCCUUUACAUCAAAAUUGAUCAAUGGGAAUGACAUAAAUGAUAAUAAUUCUUCAUCACCUUCAAUUUCUGGAAAUACCACACCUAAUUAUCAAUCACCGCCGUUAUCACCCACGCCGCCUCAACUCAGUCCGCAAAAUGAAGUGCAACAAAAUGGUGAUGGAGGAGUUUCUGAUUCCCAAAGUAAUCAGAGUAUUAAAGAUUCCGAUGAUGAUAAUAUAGAUCCAUCUAUCCCUGAUGCUACGAAUUGGACGAUCGAGGAGGUGUAUCAGUAUUUUGCUCAGUAUUUUCCCGAGGAAGCCAAAAUUUUUAAAGAACAGGAAAUUGAUGGUCGCUCAUUGUUGCUACUAAAACGAAUGGACGUUUUAACGAAUUUGAAAUUAAAGCUGGGACCUGCACUUAAAAUUUACAAGCAUGUUGUUAAGCUACAAGUAAGGAGGGAUGAUCCAAAAUUCUAUUGGUUGUAAAUAUCAAUUAUGCAUCAACUUUUUUUCAUGAUAUUUUUAAAAUUGCUGAUUUGUUUUAACAGUUAUUUUGUUUCCAAGUUCAUGUAUAUUUUAAUUAUUUGUUUUAUAAAUAGAAUGCACUACAAAUAAACCACUUGAAGUUACAAAAUCA
Molecule: messenger RNA, 2322 nt
Organism: Tribolium madens (black flour beetle)
Lineage: Eukaryota; Metazoa; Arthropoda; Insecta; Coleoptera; Tenebrionidae
Gene: Lint-O
Exons: 6
Coding region: 468-2171 (567 amino acids)
Molecular function (GO): DNA binding; protein binding
Source: RefSeq, a predicted model, not a curated record